AUGGUUGCAAUAUCCAAAUUGGCACCGUCUAGGAUCGCAAACAGAGCUGGCAGAAGACUGGCGUAUCUGUGUAGAUUGCUCACCAACGAGGAAUUCUACAACCAUCUCAAUGGUCCCCUGGCCGAUCCUGUCGCUCUGGAUUCAACGCUUUCAACAAUAUGCUACUUCUUUUUGUUCAUAGCGGAGGUGAUACGUAUGCGGCCCACGCUUAUCAAGCACCUCAAGAUAGUGCUAAGAAAGCUGCUGGCACUUGUGCUGACUUCGCUCAAGAGAUCCGCAUUUGGAAGCUUGAAAAAUCAUGUUGAACCAACUCUUCUAUCAUGGAGCAGUCGACUUGAUAACAAGGAGGCAAAAGAACCUGAAGCCAUAGAACCACAGGUCAAUGCCCUUGACAUCACAUCAUCCAAACUACGCAGUAUCUCCAACUACAUCUCCGACAUCCGGAUAUUCGUGCGACUGUGGGGAAUUCCGGCACUUACUGCUUUUGGGAUCUCAGAAAUCAAACAGACUAGAAAAUCGGGCCAGUCACGGGUGUCAAGAUGGCUGAAUUACAUAGACGUCGUUUCCAUUGUGGCAUACCAACCCCUCGAGAACGUGGGGUUUCUGGCAGACCACAAAUGGACACACCAUCCUGACUCAGUUGCUGGCGAAGUUGGUCUUUGGUACUACGUGGUGAGUUCGCGAUUGUGGGCGAUUUACGUGGUUUUGGAGGUGGUCAAACUGGCCAAAGAGUACGUGAUUUCGAUCCGUAACGGGAGCAGGAUACCAUUGUUGGAGAACUCAGCAUUCUCGCGUGGUCUUGUCUCAAAUCUUGCAAACCUCCCACUGACAGUUCAUUGGUCGUUGCCUGAAGGUUGUUUGCCGGAUAUAGUUGUUGGUUUCUUGGGCACGUUUUCUAGUGCUUUGAACACCCGGGAAUCUUGGAGUGCUGUGUUCAGAGACAUAAGAGCACUGGAUGUGUGA
Molecule: messenger RNA, 963 nt
Organism: Kuraishia capsulata CBS 1993
Lineage: Eukaryota; Fungi; Ascomycota; Pichiomycetes; Pichiales; Pichiaceae
Exons: 2
Coding region: 1-963 (320 amino acids)
Source: RefSeq, a predicted model, not a curated record